This is a messenger RNA of Protopolystoma xenopodis, 290 nucleotides long. Lineage: Eukaryota; Metazoa; Platyhelminthes; Monogenea; Polystomatidea; Polystomatidae. The record is from the annotation of a GenBank genome assembly.
UGGUUCAACGCCGACAAACCUCGACUCGCCUGCCUCGAAGAGGUGCUCCUCUACACCGAGCAGCCGCGCCCCUCCGCCGGUUGUCGACUCGGACCGCAACGCAUGUACCUGGCGCUGGAGCGCGACUCGCCCUACCCUCAACAAGCCGAUAUCGCCGAGGCCUACACUUGCUUGACGCUGGCCGGCGCCUUCAGCAUGGACACCCAAUUCUAUUAGGCUCCGCUUCUAUUCGGCUCCCGGACAUCAUCUGGAACCGAGCAAAUCUCGGCCUCCCUUCGGAGUUGCCUUGA